UCAAGGUAGGCAGCUUCUUCAGGACUGACUGACUUUGACUUUGCAGGUCUUUUAUCUUUCUCUUGGGUCUCUCUCAUUUUGCUUUCUGUCGAAAUACUGAAGUCUACUUUUUCAAUUGUAAUGGCUUCCUCGGCGUUUGUGAGCUUCCACGAUGAAGACAUCCACUUCAUCACAGAUUUUGUUCUUGAUCCUCUCAGAAGCAGAGGCUUCCACGUCUUCGUUAAAGGUGGAUCCACAACAUUCGACCUGUUUCAAGCGAUUGAACGCUCUCGCUUUCAUAUCGUGGUCUUUUCCAAGAACUACCCUUCCUCAAUCUGCUGUUUACGUGAACUAAUGGCGAUCAUAAAUGCCGUUGAGUCUUCUCCAUGGUCUACCAACUUUCUGCCUAUUUAUCAUGGUGUCCAACAAUCUGAGGUACUAUUUCAGACGGGAUGUUAUGGGCAAGUCUUUUCGAAAUACGAAGAAAGAUUUAGGGAACACAAGCAGAGGAUGGAAGAAAUGCAGAGAUGGAGAGAAGCUCUCACACGAGUGGCUGGUUUCCCGGGUUUGAAUAUGGAAAAUGUGACACGACAUGGAGGUUUUGAUUUUGUUCAAUAUGCAGCACGUAUUUUGGGUCGUGAGUUUUUAACUUCUCAAAAUGAAACAAUAUCCAGUAGAUAUGGAAAAUUUGACGAUAUUGUUCAAUAUAAAGAUGGAGAUGAAGUUUCAUACAAGGAGCUGCGAGGUUUGAUAAGGUUAAGGGAUUUUAUCAGCCUCGUGUUGACUUAUCCAGUGAAGUUAGAAGAGGACGGUGUAUUAAGAUCCUGGAUUAGUGCAUUUCCUGAAUGGAAAAAUCAGUUAUUUUCCAGUGAUGGUUUUCCUGUGAUUUGCAAACCAUGUCGUCUACUAACCGAGAAGGCACUGGGAUGCAUGAAAGGAUUGAUGCCAGUGGAAAUAAUGGCUGAAAUAGAAACUGGUGAGAGAUCCCUCUUCAACCGCCAUAAUGAUGUAAUACCAGAAGGCCUACUCCCCCUAAUUGUUGAUCUUGCUGUUAACCAACUAAUUCAAACUUUGUUUUCUGGAGAUUACUGUGUGCGCUAUAUAAGAUUGUUGACCAGAAACUCGUCUGAAAAAGAAUCUGUAGUGAACAAAAUACUUACAGCCUUGGAAGAUAAGCACGACAUGUUUGGAAUUGACAAAGAUUUUCUGAUGGCCGUAUGGAUCAAUGCUUUGACAUGUGAGACUGAUGCAGAGGUUCAAGUUCAAGAAGAAAUCAAUAUGAUCAUGGGAAGUAUUUCUACGACAGAGGGUGAUGACUUGUUAACUACAGUAGACACUGACAAAAAGAAGAGGAUCAAUAGGCUGUUGGUGAUUGUAGUGGAUGCAGAUAGCAACAAAAGGCUGGACCUCCAAAAAGUUCAAUUUCCAACUGGGAUGGUGGUGUUGAUAACAACUGAAUCUUCAACACAGGCGGUGAAGGAUGAUGACUUUGGAAUUGCAUGCACAAUGGAUUUGAAUAUUUGGACCCAGGAUCAUAUGUUGCCAUGGAAACUCUUCUAUACCUAUGUGGGAAGUUGCAUCAACUGUUCAUCAAUGACAAUUCAGAAAAUAGCAGUGGAAAUUGUCAAGAAAAGCCAUGGCCAUCUUCUUGCCAUUGUCCUUGUGGCAAAACACCUUAGGUAUGUGAAAGAUGAUAAAUACUGGGAUUUUGUACUUGACAAAUUAAGCAAUCCGAAUCCUUUCUAUGAUUAUCAAGAUUGUGACCGAAUUGGCUUUAGCAGAGUCAUGGUCAAUGCAUUUGUAAAUAUUAUUUGGGAAGGCAUCGAUGAUGAACUAAAGCUUUGCCUCCAACUCAGUUUACCUGUUCACAACAUUAAAAAUGGGGUGAGAGAUGAUAUCUUGGUUUGUUAUUGGGCUAAUAUAUUACGAUACACACAAGAGCUUGGUGAAUACAAGAGACAGUUACAAUAUUACCUUGAGGAGCUUCUAGACUGUUUUGUCUUGUUGAAAUUUGAAAGUGGAGACAUCUAUUUGCCAAUAGAAACCUAUGAGAUAAUUAAAUCAUUACACAUCUCAAAACCUUCCAUCAUAAGGCAUGGUGCAUUAGGAUUGACGGAGAUUGGACAAUGGCAUAGUCUUAUUCAGAUAGAAUUGGUUAACAGUAAUAUAUGUGAACUACCAGAAUCACCAGACUGCCCCAAACUCAAAGUGUUGUUGUUACAGGGUAAUGCUGAUUUAUUGGAUAUCCCUGAUUCAUUUUUCGACCAGAUGCCUCUACUUCAACACUUGGACUUAUCCUACACUAGUAUAAGGGAUUUGCCCCCUUCUCUCACCAAAUUGAUGCAACUUAAGAAAUUAUAUCUUAAAAGCUGUGAUCUCAUCAUGGAAAUAUCCCCGCAAAUUUUUCAACUGAAGAAUCUUGAAGAGCUUGAUCUUGACGGGACUUUGAUAACCCAUUUGCCAAGAGACAUUGGAAAAUUGAUCAACCUGCAACGUUUAGCCCUAUGCUUUGAUGCAUACCAUCAUGUACUUAGUCGUGGUAAAAAAGGCAAGCAAAUUUCUAACACAAUGGCAAUUCCUCUUGGAGUGAUAUCAAAUCUUACUCAGUUGAAUUAUCUAAGCCUUGACGUCGACCCUGAAGAUGAGCAAUGGAGCGAGAACGUUAAUAGUGUCUUGGUAGAAAUUUUGGGACUAGAGAAGUUGAAAACGGUGAGCAUAUAUGUUCCAAAGGCUGAUCUCUUGGAACUCAUACCGGCCGAAAAAUCUCUCGAUUUCCGGUUGGUUGUUGGUCAUCACAUGCGGCGUCUAAUAUCCCGUGUAACACCUGAAAUAGAGACAAAAUUCAAAGAUUUUGACUAUAGCAUGAAGUUUGUUAAUGGUGUAAAUGUUCCCAAUGGAGUAAAGAUGAAUCUUGGUCGCUUCAAGGCUUUGUACCUUGACAGACAUAUGAGCAUCAAGAGUCUCUCGGAUUUCAAUGUGAAAGACGUACGGAGGUUGAAAGUUGACAACUACUGUUUUGCACUGCAGAGAAUAUUACCGCUGCCCACAUAAGAGCACACAAGUGUGCCCAGCAUUAAAACGUGUUCAAAGGUUAGAUGGCGACCCAACAACAUUUGAGGUAACUUACAAGGGAACUCAUAGUUGCACCCAAAAACAGGAUUUAAUAACAGAAAGUGGAGAUGCCGAAGUAUUAGAAGAUUUUUGGGGAAAAGCAAAUUCUGCAUCAUCUAGCAACAAAAGUUCUAUUACUGUUUGGGAGGGAAUAUCAGCUGAACCAGAAGAACUUCAAAUGAGUCUACCUUUAGAAGAUGAUUUAGAUUUCAGAGUAUGAUGAUUUAAAUUUAUUAUUAGAGGUUGGAUUUUUAAAUAUUAUCAGUGUAUUUUUUAUUUUAUAUUAAGAUUUGGUAUAAUUUUACUUAAACA
Vigna radiata var. radiata (mung bean) is the source of this 3402-nucleotide messenger RNA. RefSeq lists its product as uncharacterized. The record is from RefSeq and is a predicted model, not a curated record. The transcript is spliced from 2 exons. The coding region runs from base 121 to 3030 and encodes 969 amino acids. Gene Ontology annotation, biological process: defense response; signal transduction. Lineage: Eukaryota; Viridiplantae; Streptophyta; Magnoliopsida; Fabales; Fabaceae. Gene Ontology annotation, molecular function: protein binding; ADP binding.